AAUACGUUAAUUACGGGUAUUAUAAGAAUUAGCUUCGGCCUAGGUAAAAAGAUCGUUACCCUAAGUAUAGUAGAAAUAAAAAUAUACUUUAGAACGAUAACUUUUUAUAUUUUACCUGUUAAUACCCUAUUUUUCUUAUAUUUAAAAAAUAUAAAUUAA
Messenger RNA from Colletotrichum paranaense, 159 nucleotides. RefSeq lists its product as uncharacterized. Lineage: Eukaryota; Fungi; Ascomycota; Sordariomycetes; Glomerellales; Glomerellaceae. The transcript has a single exon. The record is from RefSeq and is a predicted model, not a curated record. The annotation marks the transcript as partial.